Molecule: messenger RNA, 24051 nt
Organism: Paramuricea clavata
Lineage: Eukaryota; Metazoa; Cnidaria; Anthozoa; Malacalcyonacea; Plexauridae
Source: the annotation of a GenBank genome assembly
AUGGAAUCAUUCAAGACGACCUUUGUCUUCGGUGAGUACUUCGUACGUUCACAUCAUCUUCUCUUAUGAUUUGUAUUCCUUCUUGAAAAUGAUAAAUUCCUAUAAUCGGCCAUCAAACAGUGUUUGGGCCCAAUCUAUUACUGUAAAUUGAUUUAUUACGUCGGCAAUGUUGAAGAACGAGUUUGAACUGCAUCUGCAUGUUAUAAUUCCGUUCAUCGGUUCAUGAUCGAGGUAUACUUUCGUACGCAAUCAACAAUCUCAAAGACAAAACUGAUAGGAGAAUAUUAAUAUAGUAUAAUUCACUCGCUAGACAUAACUGCUAUGCUUGAAUACAAGUUGAGUCAGUUGACUGCUUGUACGCGGCUGUAGUAAAUGUGCAAAUUUUAUACUGAUGUACGGAUGUAUACUGCCAUACAUGUACAUGUAUGGCAGUCUAUCAGUAUGGAGCCCUCGUAUUUCAGUAAUAUGUAGUAUUCGCAUAACUUUUGCUUUAUCGGCUAUUAAUGUUUAUUAUAUACAAAUCAAUUCAAACGAACUUCAAGGCGAUUUUGCUGGAUCUCACAAUGUAUUAAGAUGUCGACCUGUUCAAAGUAUUAAGCGGACCUGUUUAGUUGCGAUUUAAUUUUCUCCUCUUGCUGAUGAGAGAAUAUAGCUAAUUUCGCUGAAAAAAGUUAGGAUCGAAUUACUCUUAAUGAUCGAAUUCCAAUCAGUUAAAGGUAAUUUCUCUCUGCAGAUAGAGAUGUUCAUGAUCAACCCUUCGACAUUCCUUCAUUCAAUAUUCCAUCAACAAAAAAUGAAAACUGGAAAGGUAAGACAGUUAAAAGUUGAUUACAAAUCUUGUGCACAUCAUAUAUAAUUUAAAAGUUAAAUUAAAGCAGUGUUUACUAUUACAACUUAACAGCGAGUGUUUACAACUUCCGCCUAAUUAAACGCCUGACACGUCUUGCUAAUUCACAGAACAUCGCGAUUAUCUGCAGCUCUUGCAUGUGCAUGUAGUCGGUUGUUCAAAGAAGAAGAUUAUUGACAGUGUGUUGUGAUAUAUACCAGUUUCUUGCCAGCAGGGUGUUGUAUGAAUUAAUUCAAUUCUGUUGCAUGUGGCAAAUGCUUCUUAUUAACAACGGAAAUUCCAUUCAUUAUUCGCUCUGUUGAUCUGUUGAACGUCGGUGUUUUGACGUUGUACACCAAUUGCUUGCCGCCGUAUAUCGAGCUAGCUAUAUAGCAUGUAUUUCAACUAUAUUUUUAUAUCUUUAAUUUAACCGUUUAUUUCAAAUACUUUAACCUAAUAUUCGCUAUAGUCCGGCAUUAAGCGCCAACUAGAAAUAAAGUAUUAACUGUUUAAUCCUGCCGGCUGAAUGCGCACGACAACUAUAACAUUUCUCUACAAGGUUUUAUAAGUUAUUUCUAGUAUUUUACAUUUCUAAACCGGGCAAAAUGACUAAAGUAAAGACAAAUAAAUGUUGUGUUUAAAUAUAUAAAACCAUCAAGGGAAUCUACGGCAUCGAUCUAUUCACACUCAUAUAUACGUUUAUAUAUGCAUGCAUUGGCUGCAGCACACAUGCAGUCGGCUACAAAUUCCAGGAAAAUGAUAGCAUGUAUACAUGCAUAUUCAGUUCUGCGAGCGAUCUAACUAGAAGUUAAUUGACAAUACGUAUAAAUGUAAAAGACGUUUUCCAUGUUUCGUCGUUCCCCGUUUCUAUGGUUUAUGCAAACAAGAAGAUGGUUUGGGAUAAGCUUGAGCCUUGAUCUCGAGAGCAUCUGUAUGGAAACCUGAGAUUGCAGAUCAAGGAUUUCACCCUUCUCGAUUGUUCUCCCAACAGAAAAUACUGUAUUUCUUAAAUUAAACAAAAAAGUCAGUUUCCACUUCGCUGACAGAAGAUUGUCAAUGUUGUAUUUAACUUUUCACAGAAGUAGUCUUUGUUGAUUAUGCAUAGCCUACGACGAAACAAAUUUUUCGCUUGUUAAAAAAUUUAACUAAAUGCAGGGACGAUGUACGUAUUUCUGUAGGACAGCGAAAAUCACCAACAUGAUUCCACGUCAAAAGGGCAUCGACUUGGCUUGGUGUACAUUAUUCAACGGGGUUAGAAUAAAACGCUGAUACGGACGGAUGGCGACGGACGGAUGACUUAUCUUCUCGUUGACAUAAUUUAAAAACUUUUUUCUGGCUUUAUAAGUCAUAUCCGCGCUUUCAAGUUUUAUCAAAAAAACGUUUUCGUGUCUUUAUAAGUCAUACCCUGACAAAAAGGAUCCUUCCUAUUGCGUAUCAUUCACAGAUUCAAACAAAUACCUUUGUUUGCGUUAAAGUGCAUAUGACAUGAAAUUAAAUUUCUUAUUUUCUUAAAUGAAAGAACUCUUUAAGUUGUAGUGUAACUUAUUUUUCAGUUUCUAGUUUUUAUGGUUUGUUCCAGAGAUAUUGCAAUUUGUUUGAUAUGUAAAUGAGUGUGAAUAUGUCCGCUAAUUUAUGACGCGUCAUGUUGGUUGCAAGCUCUUCAAAAUGGUUGAAUAUCACUGCUAUUAUCCAAGAUGAUAAUUUCAAACUUCACUCACUUGUAAAUGUGAUGAAACACUGGAGAAAAACGUGAACAGGUAUCUGCAGUUUUUAGAGUUAAUAGAUUUAUAACCAGUGUAAGUUGAGCUUGCAACCAACAUGACGUCAUAAAUUAGCGGACAUAUUCACACCAUUUACAUAUCAAACACAUUGAAAUAUCUCGGGAACAAACCAUAAAACAAGAAACUGAAAAAUAAGUUACACUGCAGCUUAAAGAGUUCUUUCGUUUAAGAAAAUAAGAAAAUUCAUGUCAUAUGCACUUUAAUUAAAGCUACAUUCUGUAUUAUAUCAACAUAAGAAGACAACCCACUGAUGCAUUACAUUACAGCGGUCAACACUUUUUUUCCAAAAGGAGGGUGGGUUAGUUGAUUCGGGCCCGCGAGUUCGCUUCACUACGUCCUUUACCCUUCUGGCAAACUAUAUCAAAUACGGUUGUCAAAAUGAGCAAUAAUAGCUUCUCGAGCAUUGUUUUGCUCGUGUGAAUAAACUUAUAAAACCACAUCUUUCGCUUUACGCAGCAUUCAACGAUUAUUAAGGCUUUUAAAAUUAAGAGGAUCUACGGACUAUAGCACUCACUGAACUAUACACAUUACUGGAGGACGCGCUCUGCAUAAAAAAGCUGCGCCAAAAAACAGCGGAUUUUCGCCUUUGCCGCCGCGAGCAUGACGUCACUGGCUCUAAUUGGUAGUUAUCACUGACAAACUGUCAUCCCGCGAAUUUUCAAUGUGCAUUAUUUCGAAAUAUUUUGUUUUUAAUUUUGUUGAAAUAUUUUACUAUUUCCCUCCCAGCUUGCGUAUUUUUCAACGUUGAAAAUUGGUUUUAACACUGUUUGUGGAUGCCACAAAUAGCUAGAGCUAUUAAAACUUAGACAUUUUAAUAAAUUUAUACUAACUAUUAUGUGUGAAUUUAUUCAUUUAUUAUAAUUUAUUAUUUUAACUAUUCUGUUUUAAUUUCGUGAUUACACACCGGUCUCCAACUUAAAAUUGCGAAAUUAAUACUAGUAAUAUAAUUUUUGUAUUUUUCUUUUACUUAUUCUUAUUAUCAUCUUAAAUUAAAACGGUAGCAUCCUUGCCACCUCUUGACGGAUCGACGUGUUUAUAUUUGUCAGGAAACACUUCUUCAAUUAAAUUUUUGGGCCAUUAACCAUCGAAACACUUUCCUGAUUAAUCAAAUUAAAUCAACAACUUGAACAUUUCUCUAAGAGCGAAACCAUUCCUGUCGUUCUUGCGGGAUCUGUAAAUGUUACUUGAACCACCUCUUCCAAACAACAUUUGCAAGGUAUUGCCACUGUUUCCAACGUUUUCUGUAUGGAACAAGAUUACCGAGUUCUGUAGAUGGUAGACAGGAAUUAGGUCGUAACAACAAUAACUGACUAGGGGUAAAAGGAUCAAGAUCAUUGGGCUUUACUCGUUACAUGAAUCAACGGCCUGUCCUUCAAGAUUUUCUCCACUUCAGUUCAAAAGGGUUUCAUCGUUUACCAACUGAUUACCUAAUAUCGAGAGUAUUUUCCGUAUCGAGCGGAUCCUUCGUUCCCAUACCCUUCCUUUAUAAUUAAUUCUUGUUUAGUGGACACAGAGACACCAUUUACUAUGUCAGUACAGGUUUCAACCCUGACACCCUUGUGUAAAAUAGCAUACCCAUUGUCACGUCAGACAAUGAGUCUGACACCAUCGACUCUGAGUUCGACUUUGUACGCAUGUUAACAGAUUAUAACUGAAGCAUAAUAUCAGACAUCACAUUUUAACCGAUGGUCCCCGACCUUUGCGCAGGCUCGGUGCCUUGCUCCAGAAAAGUCCGCUGCUGCCAAAGCGGAAUUCGAUCGAAUGAUAGCUUCUGGACUAUACAGGCCUUGUCGAGCAACUGGGCUUCAACUCUCCAUAUAGUUCCUAAGUCUAAUGGUGACUGGCGUACUUGUAGUGAUUAUUGUGCCCUCCACGCAGCCAGCAAAACAGACCGCUAUCCGGUUUCACAUGUUCAAGAUUUCUCUGCUUGUCUAGCAGGUUGAUCAAUUUUCUCAAAGACUGAUCUUGUCCGUGCCUACCAUCAGAUUCCCGUUGCACCAGAGGAUAUUCCAAAAACAGCAGUUGUUACUCCAUUUGGUCUCUUUGAAUUCCGGCACAUGCGCAUGCCAUGCGCCUGAUGGAGUGUAGCCUGCAUGGCAGGCGGUUCCUAAAAUUGGGCAAGCCUGGGAAAUACCGCCUGCUGGGUUUGGCAGUGUAAUAGAAUUCCCCGUCCAUCAGUGGACGGGAAUUGAUGAUUGGCUGCGAGUCUGAGCCGCUGUCACUCAAAAGUUAAUACACUUUAAUAUGUAAACAUACGUUUAACACUUUAAUGAUACAUGCGUUCGCUUUAAUCUAACCGUGCUUUAAUUAAUAGCUGUUGUAAAACUGAACGCUUCUCGAAAGUCGAAACGCGAACUGAUUGUCUAACGCGAGCAAGAGAUAGCAGUUAAAGAUUUACUCCUUGGAAAGAAAGUUUUGGCCGUUCUAUGGGAAAAGCUUGAUUUUUACAUCGUUCUUGUUGGCGCGAGAAAAUAUAACGAGAAUAGAUACAGACGGCCGUGUAAUCUUUCUUGCAACGGGUUUUAUAACAGGACUAUUACGCGUAGGCCUAUUAGCCGCUUCACUUUCUGAACGUUUUAAGGCUUUCGUUACCACACGGCUUCGUUAGGGAGACGAGACAGUUCAUAUUAGCAACUGAGGUUUUUAAUAUACAACUGUCUAUUUGUUCGAACGUACACAGGCAACGCGAACGUACACAGGCAAUCAGUUCGCUUGCAUUUCGGAUAUUUCGCUCACGCGGUUUACAAACUCGGUCGGAUAGUUCCGAGGUAGAAUUAACUUCGAUUCCUAAAUGAAGUGAACCGGCAAUUCGGCUUAUUUCGGCCAAGGUUUUGCCACUGUCGUAACGUUUCUUUUGCUUGCCUAAAAUAAAUAUUUUUUUCGACGAUAUAUAUGAAUAUAAGAUAUUUUCUCUAUUGCCCCAUAUUUUAGUUUCAAAGCACACUUAAUACGCAAACGACAAGUCGUUUACAUUUUCCGCGCUUGCUUUUCUACCUCUUGUCAUUAUUCAGAGGUCCUGAUUGAAACUUUCAAUGGCGUUUCUUUCGACAUAUUUUUAUACAUUUGCAAUUUUGCAACCAAACAAUAACAUAGUUAUUAAUCCCCGAGCCGACGGCGCCAAGCGCCGUGCGAGGGUACUAAUUCCCCCCCGGCUAUUUACACCCGGGGAAACGAAAGCAUUAGCGAAGUCUAAAGUUCAUCAAUUAUCGCGGGUGUGACCAACGAACGACGAUCUUGAGUGGGUGGUCAUCCUCACUGAUCUAAAAAAUAUGGCGGACUGGCAUGGAUAGCGAACACUGAUUGGUCAAAUUUAAAAGUUGUUGUUGUAUGACAAAUGACGACUUCAACUGACAGAUACUUCAUGAAAAUAAUUUUCUUUUUGCACUACAGUAUUUUUUACGUUUGAUUUUGACAGCUUUCAAAGCAAUUUGUUCUAUGAAAAAGUUAAUAAAACAAUUACGGUAUCAAAUACCAAUUGACAAUAUAUGAAGCCAAAUGAAAAGCGGCAAGGAAACGACAAGAAAGCCGAGCGUCUAGCGAAAAGGAGGGAGCGGAGACGACAACGUUUGCUCGAUGAGACUGCUGAGGAAAGAGAAGCUCGCCUGGGAAAGCGUAGAGAAGCAUGGAAAAAAAGACUGCUGAAGCGAAAGAUAAGCAAAGGCUUGUCUUCACAACGCUAUGUACCAAUGAUACUGUAACUAUACAAGUUGAAGUAUGAUAUUCGACUCUCUAUAUUCGACUAUUUCUUCACAAUUUUCCAAUAAAGAGUUUGUCAUGACACGCUCAAGUCAGUAUAACCAGACUUUAUUUUAUUUAUAUCAAUUAUCACAGCCACAGGCAAUUUUAUGCUCUAAGUUCAUCAAAUAUCGCGGUCGUGGGUCACUGUGCGUGGGUGGUCAUCCUCACUGAUCUCAAAAAUAUGGCGGACUGUCAUUAAUAGCGAACACUGUAAUUGGCCCAAUUUAAAUUUUGCAUUAUAACGACCAUAGAGAUUAUAAAUAACACUAGAGGAGGCAUUGUAAUCUUAAUUCAAUCAAAAAGAGGGAACGCAGCUAUUGGGGGGCAAAUUCAAGUCCCGAAUGUGUAUUCACGUUCCCGCAUUGGUGACGAGUUUCAAAUCAGCCAAUGAGUGCACGAUUUUAUAUCCGGGACUUGAAUUUGCCCCCCAUUAGCUGCGUUCCCAAUUUUUAACGUUCGAUACCUCCUCUAGUGUUAUUUAUAAUCUCUAUCAUAACGACUGCAUGACGACAACGAAAUAGCAAACAUUUCUUGAUUUGAUGAUUAAUAAAUUUCUUGCAAAUAUAUUUCAUUUUUGCCCGCAUUUUCGCAAGAUUUUGUAAAUUUCAAGAUAGAAAGGGCGAAAGAACGGCUAAAAGAAGGGAGCCGACGUUAACGAAGGUAAGUUUGUUUUAAAUAUUGAUUUUAUAAUUGCUUUAAAACCCGACGGCCUUUGCGUAUAUAAAACAACUAAACAAGACAGCAUACAAUUUCAUUGUAUCUUUAAUAUUGAUUCCCUUUUUUUAUUAUAUUGAAUUUUUUAAAUAAAUAAAAAAGAAAGAAAAGUUAUUUGCAUGCGAGAAUUUGAAAUCAUAGUUUUAUUGCAAACUCAAAGUUUAUCGAUAAAGCCAUUUAAUUAAAGGCAGUUUUUAUAUAGUUUUAUAAAAAACACUUUAAAACGUUUUGCGAAGCGUUUGUGGUUGAAUUUUACCUUAAAUUGAAGCUUAUACUACGUAUAAUAUCAUACCAAUCAUAUAUAUGUUGGGAAAUUGAUAAAUUUGUAAUUAAAAGUGAUAUAGGCGAUUUUUCAUUUGUAAGAAUAUUCUUAAAAAAUUAUCGUGUUACCAUAACAACUACUUUACAUACUUCAUGUUUCGAAAAUAUAAUGGUUUUGUCAGUAAGGCGAGGGUUUCUGCAUGCAUGUAUUUUCUAGUAUAUUUAGUGUUUGCUGAUUGGCUAAUUGGAUCCGGACAAAAAAGUGGGCGGUUAUCAAAUUACACUGCCAAACCCAGCAGGCGGUAUUUUAAACCGCCUGCCAUGCAGGCUAGAUGGAGUGUGUCGUGGUCUUGAUUUUCUGUUUGUCCAUAUAAAUUAUAUACCUAUUUUUCUGUUCCACUGCGAAGAAACACCGCAACCAUCUCCGCCAGCUUUUCAAGCGACUACACCAGUAUGGGCUUGUGACCAAUGCUACCAAAUGUGUAUUAGGACGUUCACAGCUUUCCUUCUUAGGCCAUCUCAUUACCGCGAUAGGUUUCUCCUCUCAUCCGACUCGCGUCCAAGCCAUUGCUGAUUUUCCACCACCCGCAAACCGGAAGUAACUUCUCGUUAUGGUCAACUGUUAUCCCCCACUGCUCCAGACAUCUUCCUCGUCCAGAUAUAUAUGGUCUCCUGAGUGCCAAGAGGCAUUUGAAUUCUUUAAAUCGGCGCGUUGGUUAAUAACUAACAAUUAUUCACCGAAGGCAAGGUGAUUAUCGGUGAAUAAAAACCGAGAGAUAAGUCUAGAUCUUUAUUUACGAUAAUCACAGAGCUUGGUGUUUUAUUCAUGAUAAUCACCGAGCGAGAGAUCAAACACAUAGCCUUGUGGGACGCCGUAAUUAGUCGGUAACAGUUGAGAUUGGACACCAUUAUACAUGACAUAUUGUUGCUUGGCAGUUAGAUAUGAGCAGAUCUAAUAAGCCUUUCUUACGAAGGCCAAAAUCCGCUAUUUUGGGGGUACUAUCUGCCCUGGUGAAAGAUUCUAGACAAUUCAAACAACGUGAAGUUAAAAGUUGUAACUGUAAGCUUACCAUUAUACAAACAACUACAAUACUAAAAAGUUGUAUUUCGUGGUGUGGAGAUUCUCAAACGUGGGAGAGGCAGUACCCCAAACAUAAUGGAAAAAUCGGUCGUUAGAAAGGCUAAUUACUCUCGAUUUACCCAAACCCAUAUUUCAAUAAUCUUUCCAGGAGAAUAGAAAGAACAAUAAUAUCGAUUAUCGAACGCCUUCCGCAGAUCGAUAAAGGUAGCCACUGAAUAUUGUUUUUGAUCCACAGCCAGUUUCAGGAAAUUUAUGACUUGAAUUAAAGCUGUCACCGUCGAGCUGUGUUUUUUGUACGCGUACCCAACUGGGUUCGAAGAAAGUUAGGAAUUGCUGGUCAUGUUCAUUCAUCUGGUUAUUUACACACGAUUUACAUACUGUAUCUUGGAUAAGCGGGGUAAAAUUAAUAUCGGUCUGUAAUUAUCUCUUACGCUCGUAGAUAUACCGCUGGAGGGGGCUGACAUUCUCACUCUACUCUGUGACAUAUCCCAAGGCAAGGCCCGGCCUAUUGUCCCUGUGCCCUUUCAUCGAGAGGUAUUUCAUAUCAUCUAUAAUCUACCUCACCCAGGAGCACGGAUCACGUGUAAUCUUAUCCGGGCACGUUUUGUGUGGAAUAGGCUAAUUCGAGAUGUUCGUCGAUGGACACAAACUUGUAUGUCGUGCCACAGCCAAAAUUCAACGCCACACCACUGUCCCCCUACAGAGAUUUGACCUUCCAGAUGGUCGUUUCGAGGACAUUCAUGUUGACAUCGUUGGCCCACUGCCGCAGUCCCAUGGGUUCCCAACAUUCUUUUGGACUGAAGCGAUAUACCCAUUGCGCCCGAGCCCUGGUGGCUGGUUGGAUCUCGCGAUUUGGCAUUCCGAACACCAUUAUGUCCGAUCAUGAUGUUCAUGACAAUUUUUGUCAUCACUGAUGAAUUUCCUAGACAUUAAGCGUCACGGCACCACUGCGUACCAUCCCCAAUCGAACGGCAUUAUUGAUCGCUUCCACCGACAAUUGAAAUCAUCGCUCAUGACAGAUUUAAACGGUCCGUAUUGGCACGACGAAUUGUCGAUUGUGAUGCUCGGGAUAAGGAUGUCCUUGAAAGAUGACCUUGGAUGAACUUCCGCCAGAUUGGUCUAUGGAACAACCGUACGGCUUUCUGGAGAAUUUUCCACCAUACUAACAAUGCUUCUCUAGAUCCAACGUUGUUCCUUGGCCCCUUGAGAGAUGCAAUGAAUAAACAACACCCAGUUCUAACGCAACAUCACGGCGUUCCACCCUAAGUAUGUUUUCCUCCGUCAUGAUGCAGACAAAGCACCCUUGCAACGACCUUAUGAUGGACCAUUCCUGGUCGCCAAAAGGCGCGAAAAAUAUUUUACCGUUAACAGGAAUGGACACAGUGUCGCUCGACCGUCUUAAGCCUCCACUCAUAGACCCACGCGAAGUGAGCGACCGCCUAAGCAGUUCACCUCCUUCAAUAGUCUCAAUUCCUGUGCUACGUCCGGUGCCGUUGCCGUGCAGACUAACACUGAGCUGACUGGAUUGACAUUAGUAUGUUAAUUUAUGUUGUGUUAAGUUCUUUGUAGGUUCCUUUGGCGAUAAUUAAAACGUAUAAUACUUUUGUUCGCGGAAGCACCACGUAAAUUUAUUACUGCAAAGCUUUCGAUCCGUUUUGUGUGAAGCCGGACCAAUGUAUGGUAGACAAACAGAGAACUGAUAUUCAAUCUUCUGCUGUACACUUUGUGGUGGUUGCAUAGCAUUAUCUAUGAAAUGCCGGGGAUAACCAUUCAUUUUUUUAUGUUCCAAUUCAUCGUUAAUGUUACUUACCUGACAAAUUGUUUUCGCUCGCUUGAUAGUAUUAAAAUCUCCGUGUGUAAGACACUUAGGAUGAUGAAAAUACGAAAUGAAUUAUAAUGCAGAUACCUGUCUGUGUCAGUGUGUGUUGGUUUCCUAUAAAUCUUAUGUCCUAACGACCCAUCCAUCACAAUCGAAAAAAAUAAAAUAAAAUGGGACGUAGCAACCAUUCGUAUAAAAUGGGAUCGUUCGUGUAAAAUGGUUUAUACAUUCAUAUAAAAUGGUAAAUACAUAUAAAAUGGUUUAUACAUUUGUACAUUUAUAAUACGUUUUAUACAUUUGUACAUAUAUAUUUGUAUUUGUUUUAUACAUUUGUACUUGUUUAUACAUUUUACGUACAUUUAAAAAAUGGGAUCAUUCGUAUAAAAUGUUUUAUACAUUAAUUCCUAUCAGUAAUAGGGCCUAUAAAACCUUCGUAUAAAAUGGGACGAAGCAACCAUUUUGGCGAUUGCUAGUUAUAUGUUCCCUCGCAAAAUGAGAGAGUUUAUAAUUGAAAUCGAGAAGCUAUUAUACUAGAAUACUAUUCAUUAGGCGUUUUGUUAAAUUUUCGGGUGUUGGAGGAGUAAAUAUUAUACGAACAUGGUAUGUAAAAUAUUUUAUGUUUACGACAUAUAUAAAAUAGGCUUACCACACAUGUCUACACAACCGCACCUGUUGGUCAAUUCGUCGAACUAAUCAGUCUUUAUUCUUUAAUGACCACUACUUUUCUCCCAAAUCUUUCUUCAUCUCUUUCCCAAGUGCCUUAAGAUGUUUCAAAGCUCUCGUGGCUGUUUCUGUUGAUAUUUCUACUUUAAUACGUUAAAAGUUGUUUCCUUAAAAUCUGCAAACAUGGCGAGGAGCCAUAUUGUUUUGGUCAUGUUUCCACAUUUCGUAUCCGUACUUCCCCAACAUGACGUCAUAAUAUUUAAUACGAUUUUUUUCAUAUUCAACGCUAUGACAUCACUGCGUUGAAUAUUAGGUUAAAACUCCAUAUUUGAUCACCUAUUGCGUAUAGUGAAUCCGAAACAUUAAUAAAUUAUAAUUAUAAUUAUUAGCUAACACUGAACGCAGACUCGCGUUGAUGCAACUCAUGUUACCAUGACAACACGAUAUUUUUAAAUAUAAAUUUUUGUACAAAAGUACAAAAUAUUUGAAAGAUAUGUACUUUUAUCUUUUCAACAAUAAAUUUUCGAAAUACUCAUCGUAGGUUUAUUAUUUUUCAUUUUGUGAGCUUUGAUUUAACGUAAAAUUUAUAAUGGUAAUUGAACUGAGUGGAGUGCAAUUUCGACUGAAAUCAAACUCGUGAUUACAAAAUCGCACGACCGCAAAGCGGGAGUGCGAUUUGUAAUCACAAGUUUGAUUUCAGUCCAAAAUUACACGACACGAAGUUCAAUUUCCACUUUAUUAUAAUCAUUUUGAAAUCUUAAUUAAACUUUUUGUAAACCGGAAACGUUUUUGUUUGCAAAAGACACACCUCCAGUACCUCCCUGAGUGCUGUAGCAUAGCAACAAUAAGCGAACAAUAAUAGUUUUGUAAGUUUUGUUUAUAAAUACGUUCGAAUACUGAAAGAAAUGAAGACAUUUAUACAUAAUAAGAGACAACACAAGUAAGUUUAAACAUAUUGUAGGUCUUACGAGUGAUUGAAAGAGUUUUGGUGCGUUGUGUGCGCUUAAAAUUGGAAAUACGAUAGGCGAAUUUACCUUUGUUUUCCCGUAGUCGUGUCUGUCCUGACGCUUUAAAUUUGCUUUUGUUGGCAGUUUUGCCAGUUACUAUUUGUGAAAUUUCAAAAAAUUAAAAUUCUUUGCAAUUCUGUGAUAGUUUACUGUAGCUGUCCGUAUUUUUUUGUUUUUAUGUGCAAACAAAUUGCUUAGGCACUCAAGAGUAAUCAUGACAUGUAAAUUAUUUGUUUUUGCUCAUUUGCCAUAUCACAUUUUUCUUAAAACUCAUUGGCUGUUUGAAUCCUAUGAUUAAAUAUGAUUGGAUGGCUGAAGUCAGCACUCUAAUGUGAUUGGUUGAAAGGUGCGAUUUCAGCACGAAUCGCACUGCUAGGAGUGCGAUUCGUGCUGAAAUCGCACUCCUGUGAACCAAACAGAUUGCGGGAAACACCAUUGAUUUCAAAAUAAAUAUAAUAAAAUCUGAAAUUACGCUUCGUGAAAUGUUUUGACUUUCUUUUACAUUUUACUUUUUUUCUUAAAUUAAAAAGGGUUACUAAAAGAAAACUUACAGCUUCGAAUUCAUUCAAAAGGAAAUCAUUAAUGAACACUAAAAAUUCAAACUUUCCCUGCACGAUUAUAUUAAUAUUUCCCAUAGUAAUAAAAUCAAUUCUAAUUUCUUGCAAACAAAACUUGCUCCGAAGCUGAUUGUAUGAAACGAUUUUUGAAAUAUAUGUUUUUGAGAAUUGAAAUCUUGCUUAUCCCACUCCAGGCAAACAUCCAUUUUUUCUAGAUCAGCGAGGAGGUAAACCCAACCAAUGAAACCUUGUAUCAUGGUCACGUUCCCACGAUUAUUGACGAACAUUAGACUUCGAGGAUCAGUUAUAGUACAGCAAAGCUCUGGAAUACUGUACCGCAAGAAUGCCGCAUCAUAAAUUUUUUGUAAUUGUGUUAAUUUUCGAUACUAGCCUGUCCCAACUCCCAAUAUUUCUCUUCUUUAUUGUUUAUAUUUGUAAUAUAUCAAUGUUUAACUUGUAUAUAUUUCUUUAAUUACUUGAAAACGCCCCCCCCCCCUUUGCAAAUCAACAGUUAGUGGAGGGUUUAGCGUGGGUAAUUACAGAUUUAAUAAUAACUAGUAAUAUAAGUCAUUGAGGUUGGAAAAUUAUACGUUGCGACGUUACCCAUGCAGAUAAUUAAACAGAUUUAAACUAGAAAUACAUGCAUGCAAUAACCCCUCGCCUGUUUUCAAAAGAUGUAUACUCAGUGCCGUUGCUAGCACUUCGUCUCAGGGGGUGUGUGAGGUUAGAUAGAGGGGGGGGGGUGGUUACCAAAAUGUUUCCAGAUGUACAAAAAAUUUUCAGGACAUAUAAUAAUUUUUCCGAAAAUACAGUUGUUUUCCAAAUUCACUCAGUCCAGAGAAUUACCUGAAUUCCCCUGAAAAUCUUCUGCAAAUCUACUUAAAUUUACCUAAAAGUGCACUGGAAAUCUACCUGAAAUUCCUCAUGAGCAAUUAUCAGGGGUGUUGCACCGCCCCCCCCCCCCAGUGAGUUUCAAGCAAACACUCUCUGAUUUAUUGUUCAUGUAUUUCACCUCCCAAAAUAUUGUGCAUCAUACUCUAGAGCAUUUUGCUGUUGUCAUGCUCUAGCGUGGUUCAAAUUUAUGAAUUUUUAUUAUAUAAAGUAUAGUGUUUUACAGAGAUUUCGAGCACUGAUAAAAUGAUAAUCUCACAUGUGAAAUUAUUCAUGAUAAACUCACAUGUGAAAAUUAUCGCUUUCAAAGACUGUCCUUUAUAUAAUAAACAGAAAAAUACAUGGGUGCUUGGAAAUACCAGAUUUAUUUCUCGUUUUGACAUGACAUCUCACUCGUUCUCUGCGCUCACUUGUGAGAUAUCAUGUUCAACACUCGAAAUAAAUGUGGUAUUUCCGCUCACCCAUGUAUUAUUCCCUAUUUAAACUACACCUUGACUGGUUUAAAUUAUUAUCAAGUUAUCAGUGAUUGUAAAAGUUGCAGAUAGAAGUGUUUUGUUUUAUAUUAUUAUUAAGUUAUCAGUGAUCGCAAAACCUCCAAAAUCCUUAAUUUCAAAUGCCCCGCCGGGGUUAAGGUUCGAGUGGAAAUGCCCAACCCCCGGGAUGUGCUUUACAGGAAAAUGGCUGGGCGAGGGGGGUGGGCACACUUGGAUUUGGCUGAUGCAUGAAAAGUCAUGGAGAAAGAAAAACUUUUCAUAUUGCUACUAUAAAAUGGCUUAUUGUUAUUCCUGUGCUUAUUCCAGACUGCUUGUCAAAUAUUUAUAUCCUUGCUAGAAGUAGAAAUUUACUCUGACCACUGGGUGAAGAAGACAUUAAAUAAGUACUGGGCAAUAAACAGAAAUGUAUUUAAUUUCAUGGUAUUACAAUUUUAUUUUUAUACUAUAAAAAUAAAAUAUAAACAUGCAGCAUAGAAUAUGCAAAUUCGAGGCAAAAUUAUAGUUGAAUCAGUUUAUUUAUAGGAUUUUAUAACAAAUAGCAACUAUAAAAGUUUAUACCUUGACUUCACAUCGCUUUAUUCUGUUAGCCAAUGCUUUUAAAUUUACAUAUUUUAGAAUCAGUUCCUUUCCUGGUAACUGCAUUUCUAAACGAAAUCAUCGUGAGUAGUAAGUGCUGAGCAGGCCGUUUAAACAAAUUUUAGGAAUUGAUAACAACUUUGAAAAAUAUAUCGUUGCACAUUCGGUCACAGUCGGAAAAAUGUUCAUGGUACUGUAUGUUGUACCGCCGCUUGCAACUAACGAUGAACAGUCGCUCAUAAAGACAUUCGCGUGAUUAGAAUCUUCAAUGUUUGUCAAGAACAACAACACUUAAUUGUUGUUUCCCAUGUGUACAAUAAUAAGUAACAAAACUUUGUGUGGUCUGAACGUGUUGGGCUAGAGACCUACUGGAAACCUUUACAGGCUUUUUAAUUAGAAUAGAGAAUGUUUUAUAUGCAACUGUUCACCCUUAGUUGCAACCGACGGUAUUUGACAGCAUAAAAUUGCCUGUGGCUGUGAUAAUUGAUAUAAAUAAAAUACAGUCUGGUUAUACUGACUUGAGCGUGUCAUGACAAACUCUUUAUUGGAAAAUUGUGAAGAAAUAGUCGAAUAUAGAGAGUCGAAUAUCAUACUUCAACUUGUAUAGUUACAGUAUCAUUGGUACAUAGCGUUGUGAAGACAAGCCUUUGCUUAUCUUUCGCUUCAGCAGUCUUUUUUUCCAUGCUUCUCUACGCUUUCCCAGGCGAGCUUCUCUUUCCUCAGCAGUCUCAUCGAGCAAACGUUGUCGUCUCCGCUCCCUCCUUUUCGCUAGACGCUCGGCUUUCUUGUCGUUUCCUUGCCGCUUUUCAUUUGGCUUCAUAUAUUGUCAAUUGGUAUUUGAUACCGUAAUUGUUUUAUUAACUUUUUCAUAGAACAAAUUGCUUUGAAAGCUGUCAAAAUCAAACGUACAAAAUACUGUAGUGCAAAAAGAAAAUUAUUUUCAUGAAGUAUCUGUCAGUUGAAGUCGUCAUUUGUCAUACAACAACAACUUUUAAAUUUGACCAAUCAGUGUUCGCUAUCCAUGCCAGUCCGCCAUAUUUUUUAGAUCAGUGAGGAUGACCACCCACUCAAGAUCGUCGUUCGUUGGUCACACCCGCGAUAAUUGAUGAACUUUAGACUUCGCUAAUGCUUUCGUUUCCCCGGGUGUAAAUAGCCGGGGGGAAUUAGUACCCUCGCACGGCGCUUCGCGCUGUCGGCUCGGGGAUUAAAUGAGCCAAUCUGAAUUGAACAAGUCACAUAUUAUUAGCACUGAUGAAGAUCCGGGCUUACGGAUCGAAAGCUUCGCAGUAAUAAAUUUACGUGGUGUUUCCACAAACGAAAGUGUUAUAGAUUGAAAUUAACUAAACAGACUUAUUAACUGAUCGGUUGUAUAUAAAAAACAAGAUGGCGUCUUGUAGAUUUUCUACAAUUUUGUGUCAAAAGUGAGAUAACUGACGGCGUCAGAAACACGUACAAAUACACUGUGAACUGUACUGUAGAAUUGCCAACCUGUUACUGGCUUUCCAGCUAUUAUUAUUCGACGAAAGUUAAUUCGUUGUUACAAACAUUUUAACCAAGGAACAGCUUCCAUCCUUUUGGGACCGAUGAUUAUAACGGGUCAAUAUCGUCUCGUUUUAAUGUCAAGGUCACCAUAGCCAUAUAUUUGUAACUACUUUUGUAUUUGUAGAUAAAUUUGAAGAAGGUGUAAAACACCUAAAAGAAGGCAAUCCAAAUCUUGCUGAACAAUCACUCAGUCAAGCUGUAAAGAUUCUAUCCGCCUCGGCAAAUUCCUCGCACUUCAACAAAGAGAAAGCGACAUGUUUUCACACCAUGGCAGAGAUAUAUUUAACCCGAGCCCCUCAACAAUUAGAUGACGAUGGUUUUUGUGAAAUGGUGGUGAAAAGCAUCGCUCUUUUUGAGGCUGAGCGAACUUACAAGUAUAGCGGUUACAAAGAAGACGAGGAAAUCAACGCAGCCAUCUUAGACGCAGAAGAAAUGCUUAUUGAUAGAUUAUUCGGGUCCAGUGGCGUUGAACGCUUUAAGGAAAUGAGCGACAAAAGAUUACUGAAUCGCGAAAAAUUGGAAGAAAUUCGUUCAAGAGUCGGUAAUGAAUAUUUUCCCACGCUGACCAAAAUUCCAGAUUGGAACUCAGAAGACGAAGAAAAAAGAUGCCACGAAAUUGAAAGUAUGUAUAAACAAAUUCACGAUGAAAUGAAGUGCUUCCUGGCUGAAAUUUUUGUUUGUUGUAAUCAAGUUGCAGGUCCAGCGCCCUGCAAUUUCUCCAUCAUUGGUUUAGGAUCUAUAUCUAGGCAAGAAGUUACUCCGUAUUCAGAUUUAGAAUUUUCAAUUCUGGUUGAAGACAACACCAAGAAUCCAUCACGAGAACAACGCCAGUAUUUCCGAUCCCUGACUUACUUUAUUCAAGUUGAAAUGAUUAAAUUAGGGGAAACCAUUUUGCCAAGUGUUGGCAUUUCCAGUUUAAAUAAUUUCUACAGCAAAAAUAAGGAAGAUGAUUGGUUUUACGAUGAUGUCAUUCCCAAGGGACUUUCGUUCGACGGUAUGAUGCCAUGGGCGUCCAAGACACCUCUUGGAAGAAAAGAAUGGCGCGGCCUACCUCGACAAGAAUACAUCAUGACUGUUGAUGAAAUGCUGAAGCUUCAAGACGUCGACCCUGACUCUUCUAUCGAGAGUCUGAAAACUGCAAACGUAUUCAGCAGCACGUGUCAUCUGUUUGGCGAUAAGAAAUUAACGAGCACAUACGAAAAACGAUUGUCAGCCUUCCUCACUCAUACUAGCAGAAUGAAAAGUUUCCAAGAACAAGUCUUAAGGAUUAUGCAAAGUUUAUUGGAGACCUACCGUCUCGAAGGAGUGGCUAUAAAAGAUUUUGGAAGACAACAAGACGUAAAACAAGAGGUGUAUAGAUUGACAAGUCUUCUGGUUGAACAGUUAUCGAAAUAUUUUGGAAUUUUCGGACAAAGUUCGUGGCAAUCUAUCCAAGAACUGGGUAAGAAGAACAUACUCACUGCGGAUGGGGCCAAAAAUUUGCUUGCAGCGCUGAGUAUCACAACUGAACUUCGAUUGAAGUGUUACCAAAAUCAAGGUAGGCAGAAGGAGGCACUACCUAUUGUCCCACAAGUGUCAUUUUCCGAAGAGGAAAAUACCCCAUGUCCGUUUACGACAGCUAUCAUUCGCCUUUAUCAGAGUCUUAUACCGUUGAAAUCAGUCGUGUCCCAAAUCCUUAAAGAAGUCGAGAACCAAGAUACUUCUAUUGGGCCUGAACAGUUGGUUGUUGCAGUGCUUCAGCAAGUAAAUUUUAAGGAUAUUUCGCCAACCAUAAUUGCCUCGGCGUACUUACGUAUUCUACAGCUUCCCAAAGCGUUCGUUUGUUUACUUUCCGCCAAAGAUGUCGAAAUGGACAAUGCCAGAAGGGUUGAAAUAUUUCUCGUGUUGGCGUAUUGUUACCGUAUGGUUGGCAAGUUUCAAGAAGCAUUUGAGUAUUGCCGUGAGGUGCAAACCUUGUACGAAGCGGCGCCAGAUGUUGCUGAAAGAAAUUAUUUAUUGACUGCGAUGAACGUCAUGAUGGAUGUCUAUGUUGAUCAAGGUCUGUACCAAGAAGCUGUAAAAAUGCACGAACAAAUCCAGCAGUUACAAGACAGACAAGAUUUGAAGGAGAAUUUCUCUAAAAAAAAGUUGGAUGUCCUUAACAGCAGCGCUGUUCUUUUCAUGAAAAUGAAGCAGUACAAUAAAGCUGAAGCCAUACUUAGAAGCAUUAUUGAGAAGUUACGGAACCAACGGAGGCAGUAUUUUAACUAUUUUAUGUGCUUAAACAACCUUGCUGUCAUUCUACUAAACGAGGAUAGGCUUACAGAAGCAAAAGCUAUAUUGAGCAAUGCUUUAGAGGUUGCCAGUGAGCUUUAUGGGGAAAAUGCUGUCCAUCCCUAUUUUGCUCGCUGCUUAACUAACUUGAGCGAAGUUCAUUAUUAUCUUCAGGAUAUAGAAAAAGCGGAUAGUUUGCUUCAGUUGGCACUAAUAAUUUAUUCUCAUAUUCACGACCACCAGUUAAUCGAACCGAGUAUUAUCGAUGCACUAAUUACCAAAGCAAGAAUAUAUCAGUUUUAUGAGCAGUGGGAUGAAAUGUUCAAUUCUCUGAACAGGGCGAAAGAAAUUGCUGAGAUUUUGUACAGAGGCUACACUCACCCAAAUAUGGCCUCUAUACGUUUUUAUCUUGGCUUUUGUGAAGAAGAGCGUGGAAAGUUCUCCGAAGCCUUAAAUCAUUACCAAGAGUACUUGAAAAUUCACGAAAAUCAAAGAAUCGAAUGUCGACAAAGUGGCCACGAUUGCAACACUGCCUGUGUUCUUAUACGUGUUGCAAACCUUGGAGCACGUUGUUCUUAUGAUGUUUCGUAUCGUCUGACAUGCAUCGAGAAAGCGCUAGAAAUAGAAGAAAAACUCCACGGCAAGGAAUCUAAUCAUGGCCAUUUAGCCAUCUGUUGUGGAACACUCGGAUAUUGUUUAAUAACGGCAAACCGUGAAUCAAUAGGGUUGCAAUACCUCAGCAAAUCCAUGCAAAUGUUCGAAGAGAUUAAUUUGGAUAGCCAUAAAGUCUAUGGUCAUGUACAGCUAACAAUUGGAAGACUUUUAGGAGAACAUUCUCCCAAAAAAGCUGAAAAGCAUUUGAGAACCGCAGAAGCUGUUUUAAUGAAGACAUUGAAGGAUAACAGUCAUAUCGCGCUACUGCAGAUUAAUUCUUCCCUGCUGAAAAUUUUUUUACAGACCAAUAGAAUCCAGGACGGCCUCGCACUUGCUAAACAACAGCGACGCUUGAUUGAUACAAUGUUGUCUAAAUCCAGUGCUCCUAACGCUCAACAGCUCUGCCAAAUGUUCCAUCUUGCUGCGUUUUAUGAAGCCUGUGGAAGACGAAAUACUGCAAAAGAGAUGUACAUUGACUUGAUCAGGCGUCUAGAAGAACAGGUCGAUCCGACUGAUUCAGUGAAAGAUUAUUUAAUGCUUCUGCUGUGGAUGACACAACAAAGAAUCGGUGAAAUUUAUCAAGCUAAUGGAAUGUUCCGUGAUGCAGAAGCCAUGUUCCAGCGUAUUGCCUCGUUAAUACAAAAGACAAUUUCACGGCGACCAUUUGUCAAAGAAGCUCACCAUAUCACUCUGUGGCAAAUGGCAUCCAUUUUCACGGAUACUGGUAGAUGUUUACAAGCGUAUGAACUGCUCGACAAUCUUAUCAACAUCUAUGAGAAAGACCCGAAAUCCAUCCAUGCCAAUACAGCUUCGGCCGCUUUUUUCACGCGUGGCGAACUAAAUCGCCGAUGCUCCCAUUUCCACUUUGCUUUGCUAGACCUGAAGAAAGCUUUGAAAAUAGCUGAACAGUUCCGAGCAACGAUGAUUCGCAAAGAUGUGUUGACAAAAGCAAAUGAAAUUUAUUACGCAAAAAUCAUGAACGCUAUUGGAUUAGUUCAUGAGCAAACGGACAAUCUGAAAUGUGCGCUCGAAUACUAUCUUUGCUGCGUAAAUACCGUCGAGGGAAUACCACCGACCAUGGAUACAGCCACUUUUCAUCAAAAUGUGGCGGACACUCUGAAAAAGUUGGGACGACUGGACGACGCCCUGGUGCAUUACGAGAAAUCCUUGGCAAUCAGGGAAAUGCUGCAUUCAGAGGAUCCAGUCAGGGAAGAUAUUGCCACGUUACUUUACCACAUCGCUAUCGUUCAGUACACUAAUGAAAGGCCAAAGGACGCUUCUGAAACGUUGAAUAAGCUCUUACCCUUAAGAAAAAGACUUCUGAAGAAAGGUACACAUGGUUCCUUGCAAAAUUAUUGCGCUGCUUACAUUCUAAAAGGCAACUGUCAUAUUGUGCAACCAGAUGAAGCUCAGCAAGCAAAAGAUGCCUAUGAAGAAGCAGAGAAAGUUUUAAAACGGAUGACGGAAGGACAACCAAACGUGGAUUACGCUGUAGUUGUUAGCAAUAUAGGUAUGAUAUACAUACAUUUCAUUAAUUUCACAAACUCGACCUUUAUAUGUGUACUUGAUGUAAUAUAUGAACAACGAGAGCGAGUGUUUCACCGGGAUAUCCAAACACGAGAAAACAAUGUAUGAGAACACGAGCGCGAAGCGCGAGUGUUUUCAUACAUUGUUUUCGAGUGUUUGGAUAUCCCGGUGAGACACGAGCUCGAGUUGUUUAUAUGGCUUCUCAAAUGAAUCGAGAUGUUUUCGUUUGCUGAUUUGAAUAGAAUUCUUAACCAAGCAUAACGUAAUUAGAAAUUCUAUUCAAGUAAUUUUGCAUGCGUAAUUAAGAUAUUUGAUGAAAACACUAGUGACUUUCAUCAAGUAUCCAAAUGGCAUCUUGUGAUCAAAUAGGUGAUUAAUUAUCAUUGGCUAUUUACUCAUGAAUUAUUAAUGAAUUUGAGAAGUAUCAAAGGAACUUUCAAAAGCGUAAUGCAAAAUAAUUUUUCUGGCAGAAACUUCUUCUUGAUAUGGAUUUAUCAACCACCAAAUUGACGUGACAUGACUUUAUUUUAAGAGUUUCUGGCGACCAAACUUCUCUAUAGUUACAAUGUCAUUUUCAUAUCCAAUAAAUUCUGCAGAUGGAGGUUUUGCCUGAAAAGUUAUUUUGAAUUUUAAUCCAUGCAAAUAUUGCAAAAAUAUGAAAAAAUUCCUGACCUUGGUAUAAGCAUUUUGCGAAGUUCAUCAGGAAAGCAUAAAGUUACAAUACUUUUUGUUCACAAGAUAUAAUUUCAUUUGUCAUUUAACUUACACGACUUUAAUUUUCAAAAAUACUCAUUAUUGAAGGCUUAUAAGCGGAGGACCGGGCCCCGUACGGAAAUGAGUUUUUCGGAGACUGAUUGAGGAAUGGUAGCUUAUUAAAGGUUUUCUAAUUAAGCGAGGUUAUAGUUAUGAUUUUAUUGUUAAUAGACUUAUGCAUAAUGACAUCACAAGGCUUGAUGCCCGCGAGGAAUGCUGGUCUUAGUAGUCAUCGCCUGGAAAAAUUAAACAAUUCAAAAUGGCCACUAUCGAAAUUUUUUAUAGAAAUAAUUUUGCCAUAUAUGUGCACUUAAAUUUAAUCGUAUCUUUAAUAUCUCUUUGUAGGAUAUGCUUGUCUAUUGUUAAAGGAGUGGGAGCAAGCAAUACCAAAACUGCAAAAAGCACUUGAACUGAAGAGAGUUAUUAGGCCUACUUUGGGGGCCAAGGUCGCCGUUAUUAUGUGCAACAUUGUGCGACAUUAGGUGACAUUGGCAAUUUUCAAAGAAAAGUAGUGUGCGACGCUGGGCGAAACUGGGCGACAUUAGGCGACAUUGGACAAAACUGAACAGCAAUAUCCAGAUAAUGUCAAAUAUUAUAAUUCACAAAUUAUGCAUCUACAUAAAAAAUACACAGUAAAUAUCAAAAUAUAAUUUAGUUAUCAAAAAUUGGUUCCUGUGGCAAAGAACACAAUUAGUUUAUUACAUUUCUCUAACUGCUAGCCUGACAAUUUAUUCAAGUUUAGACAAGUUUAUUCCGUAGUACACAUACAUGCCCAGUGCAUGGUACAUUUACAGUAUCAUGGAACUCUGACUUCUUAUUAAAUUGACUGGUGUAAACACCUCAUAGAGUUUUAAAACCUGUUUAUGGACUGUGGUAUGCAGUGAUAGAAGUGGGCAAGGUGCUAAUAAAUUUGCUCGCUUAAAUGUAAGCCAAUAAGCUUGUGUUUUAACCAAUCAUAUUAACUUUAAACGUUAGUUGAGAGGCUUUCAACAGUUGCAAACUUUUUAUUAGUAUAGUUCUCUUGUAGUUACAGUAUAAAUUAUAAAGUUAAUAUGUUCAACUGUACUGUGUACGUACAUUGCUACAUCGUGGUGUUUGGUAUUGGGUUUUUUAUUAGUAAGUAAGUAAAUCACAAAAUAACGAUGAAGGUACCUUGUUUGAUGUAUUUCCAGCAAGAAUCAGAUAUAAAUUAAUAAAUAGAAACAAGAAUUGAAUUCACAAAAGUUUAUAUUCGUGUAUUCGUUAAUGAUUUGAGCCCGCAAUACCACGGCACGUCUAAUUUAAUGGUUUAGGUUCUAACUUGUACUACUUCGUGUAAGGAAACAUAAUAAUUGAUUAUGGCGGGCCUUGGCGACAUUUUAUAAUAACCUGUACCGUAGAUCUUUCUGUGGUGCAUUCAUUGCUCUGUAUCUUUUGCGAUGAUACCUAAUUAUGAGAUGUCGAUCAUCGUAGCUUCGUCGAAAAGUAAGUAAUUUUAUUUUACAAACUACAAAGUCGUAUUUUGAACAUACUAUAGAUGACUUUCUUUAUUUAUAGUCUAUAUUAUUAUGUACUAUUUAAAACACGAGUAGGAGUGUUUUAUCAGAUAUAAAAUGCGAGGCGCAGUCGAGCGUUUUAUAUCUGAUAAAACACGACAACGAGUGUUUUGAAUAGCUUAAAAUACGACUACAAAAGAAUACUAAUUAGGAUGAACCAUUAUAUAAUAAUGCUAAUUAGGAUGAACAAUUAUACAAUGCCACAUGUGUUUUAUCAGAUAUAAAGUCACUCCACGUGACAUAUUAUGGCUGACAUGAUUUGCCACAAGGUUAUGAAUUAUUAAUGAGUAUUUUAAAUAGUACAUAUAUAACUACAGACGGUACUGUUUUCGGCCUUUAGGAUACUUAGUGUACUUCACUAGGCUAGUGAGAGGUAUUCUGUACUUUAGCACUCGCCAGUUAUCAUGAAUGUAUCUUUGAUAAUAAGAUCUAGGUUUGAUUUCAUAUACAACAUUUAAUGGCGUGUGAUUGUCUAAUUUGACUGAGUUUCACAAAGAAACACAUUGGAGAAGAUAGCCAGAAGGCUGCCUUAACAACAUAAUUUAGGUAAUUCUCAUUGGAAUAAUGCGUUGUAAUUCCAUAUACAUAUAAACGCCAAAUAACCAAGCCUCAUUAGUACUGGUGAGAGAUGGUGCCCUAACAGCACAAUGCCCUUGGUGUUUGUGUACAUGUAUUUAUAAAAAAAAAACAUGCAGGAAACUAACAAAUAAAUAAGGAAUAGACUCUGACUAGAAUAGACAACAAACUCAAAGUGCAAAAUUGGGCAUGCUUGUGCGAGAUUAUGCGACAUUAGGCGACAUUAGGCGAAAUUAGGCGACAUUAAGCGAAUAGACUGUUAGGUAAAGUUCAAAAAUCGGGUGCACAUUGGCGAAAUUAGGCGACAUUAGGCGAAAUUAGGCGACCUUGGCCCCCAAAGUAGGCCUGUUAUUUAUCCAGAAAAAGCAGCGCCAGAGGUGGCCUUGGCUUGCAGAUUGCUCGCUACAGCCCUCCUUAAACAUGAGGAAUACGAGAAGGCGUUGCCGUACUUCCAGAAAGCGUUGAAAAUUUUUGAAAUUAACCAGUCAACAGAUGAUGAAACGGAAUGUAUUCUUAAUAUUGCUCUAUGUUACAAAGGCUUGCAGAAUAUUGAUAGUGCAUUGGAUGCCUUUAGAAAAACGGAGGAAUUGUGUGUCGAAAAAUCGAUGAGUGACAGCAUGCGGCUGAGUAUUCACAUGAUAAUGGCUGACAUCUUCACUGAGGAAGAAUAUGAAGAUAGAUCUAGGGUAUUGCAUCACCUUAAUGAAGCCGAAGCUAUCCUACAGCGAAUCGAACGAUCAGAAACGGACGAAGAAGAUCUAACGGAACUACAAGCAAAGAUUUUAAGCCUGGAAAUUACAUAA